This is a messenger RNA of Penicillium chermesinum, 237 nucleotides long. RefSeq lists its product as uncharacterized. Lineage: Eukaryota; Fungi; Ascomycota; Eurotiomycetes; Eurotiales; Aspergillaceae. The coding region runs from base 1 to 237 and encodes 78 amino acids. The record is from RefSeq and is a predicted model, not a curated record. The transcript has a single exon.
AUGCUGUCCGAAGUCCUUGACCUCCUAGUCCGCCGCUUCCUCCUCGGCCAAAAUGUCUCAUUCGGCCAAAAUGUUUCCUUUGGACUGAGCGUCGUGCUCUUCAUUUUCAUGUUCUUGCCGACGCUGCUCGUACUUCUCGCCGUGGUUUUAUUCGUCAUCUUCUGCUAUCCAUGGCUCCAUAAAUCCCAAGUCCUGGACCGAGAGCUGGGCUUCCAACCGAGGAAGACUGUGGAGUAG